Messenger RNA from Theileria annulata, 2259 nucleotides. RefSeq lists its product as uncharacterized. Gene Ontology annotation, biological process: maturation of SSU-rRNA from tricistronic rRNA transcript (SSU-rRNA, 5.8S rRNA, LSU-rRNA). Lineage: Eukaryota; Apicomplexa; Aconoidasida; Piroplasmida; Theileriidae. Gene Ontology annotation, molecular function: rRNA binding; U3 snoRNA binding. The transcript has 11 exons. The record is from RefSeq and is a predicted model, not a curated record. Bases 1 to 2259 code for a protein of 752 amino acids. Gene Ontology annotation, cellular component: nucleolus; small-subunit processome.
AUGGAAUCUAAUGAAUAUAAAAUAACUAAUAAAUCUAAUGAUUCAAUGGAUUCUAAUGAAACCAUAGAUCAUAAGGAUUCUAGUGAACUCAUAGAUCACAAGGAAUCUAAAGAAACUAAUUUGGAUUUACUUAUUAAAAUAAUUGAUAGAGAUAAAUAUUAUAAGAGAAAAAGAGAAGAUACAUUUGAAGAAAGUAAUUUUACUAAUAUCUUGAUUGACAGUGAUGAAGAGGGUGAAAUUGAAUUGGAAACUAAAGGUUCAUUACUUCAUAAAGACAUUUUCAAUACAUUUAAUGAAGAUUAUGAAACAUAUUUAAGUUCAAAUAGUGAUUUGGAGUCAGAAAUCUUAUUUGAUCAUCCACUUUUUUCUUCAUAUAAACUUAAAAAUGUUACACCUUUAGUUAAAUAUUUAUUAAGUUUAAGAGAAGUUCCUAAUCCCUUAACUAAUCAUUUUGAAUAUCAUAUUAAUACUUUAAUAUCCAAGAGAAUUAAUACCUUGUUAAAGAGUAAGAAAAUUGAUAUACCUGAACUUUCCUCUAGUAUAAAAUAUUUUUUCACAUGUUUAAACACAUAUGUUGAUGUAUUUUAUUUAAAUAAUCGUAUUGGGACAUUGGAUUCUAUAAGAUUUAUAUAUUCUCUUCAUAUCGCAAAUCAUAUUACCAAAUCAUCAACCAAGAGUUCAUCGAAUAAGAGUUCAAUGAAUAAAAGUUCAUUGAAUAAGAGUUCAUUGAAUAAAUGUACAAUGAAUAAGAGUUCGAGAAAUGAGGAAUCUGAUGUAGAUGAAAGAACUGAAGGUUUUACAAGACCUAAAGUUCUUAUAAUUUGUGGUUUAAGAUGUAUAGCCAAAGAUAUAAUAACAAAUUUACUUAAAAUUAUACCAACAUCUAAAUCAUCUAAGUACAGUAGUCAGUUAGAGUCCACUGUAGUUAAGUACAGUCUACACUACCCUAUAAAUAAGAAUUUGGAAAGAUUUGAAAUGGAAUUUUCAUUGAGUGAUGAAGAUUUGAAAGAACAAAAUGAAUCAUAUUUGAAAACAAAAAAGGCUAAAGAUUAUGUGAUGACAUUUAGUGGAAAUCAAGAUGAUGCAUUUAAAAUAGGAAUACGUUAUGAAUCAGGACUAUUGAAUUUAUAUACACCGUUUUAUUCAAGUGAUAUUAUCAUUGCCUCACCAUUAGGAUUAAGACCACUAAUUAACGAACCUGAUUAUGAUUUCUUGUCUUCUAUUGAAAUUCUUUUAAUUGAUCGAAUAGAUAUUAUCAAAUUUCAAAAUUGGAAAUUAUUUCUUGACUUAUUCAAUGUAAUAUUUAGUUACGGUGCUUGCUCCUGUAGUAGGGUACUAUUAUUACUAGUAGUCUAUAGUAGAGUAAUAGAUACUAGGUACUUAAAGGGUAUUAAGGUACUUAAGGGCUAUUUAGGGGUAUUAGGUAUAUUAGGUAUACCGGUAUAUAGUAUUAGUAGGUACUUAAGGGCUACUAGGUAUAGUACUAGGGUUAUUUACCUAUUUAAGGGGUACUUAGUAAUAAAUAAGCCAUUAUUGAAAUGGAGAGAUGGUGAUAUAAAUAAGAUAAGAAUGAGUAUAAUAGAUGGACAAAUAGAAGAGUAUAGACAGAAUAUAAUAAUAUCAAGUUCAAGAAGUGUAAUUUUUAAUUCAUUUUUCAAAAAUUUGAAAAACAAAAGAGGAUCCAUACGAUUAUUUAUACCAAAUAAUUUUAAUUAUAUACAAUUAGCAUCAAAAUUCAAUAUACAACAAUUAUUCAUUAAAGUACCAUCAAAUAAUAUUAAAAAUUCACAUACGGAUACAAUAAAAUAUUUUAUGGAGAAUAUGUUACCAAAUUUGGAAGAUAUUAAUGGAAUCUUAAUAAUAUUAUCAGAUUAUACACAAUAUUUCAGUAUAUCUAAAAAAUUAAAAGGAACAAAUGUACAAUAUUUAACAUGUCUAGAAUCUAAUACACCAAAACAAAUGAAAUUUGCAAGACAACAAUUUCAAUCAAAGAAUAUACCAAUAUUAAUAACAACAAUAAGAUUAUUAUUUUUUAAAAGAUAUUUGUUUAAAGGAACAUCGAAAAUAUUUUUAUUAGAACCACCAGAAUAUGUACAAAUAUAUAAAGAUUUAAUAAGAAUGUUAGAUGAAAAUAGAAAUAAUACAAUAAUAUGUUAUUAUACAAAUUAUCAUGCUAUUGUACUUGAACCAAUUGUAGGAUCAAAUAAUAUAUCCAAAUUAAUUAAUGCUCCAAAUACUAAAAUUACACAAUUCAAUUAA